CGCCCUCCCCCCGGCGCGAGGGCGUCACGUGACCCGGCGGCGGCGGCGCCCGGCGCGGUGGACGCUGGAGGCCCAAGAUGGCGGCGGAGCUGGUGGAGGCGAAGAACAUGGUGAUGAGUUUCCGAGUCUCAGAUCUUCAGAUGUUGCUGGGUUUUGUUGGCAGGAGUAAAAGCGGACUAAAACACGAACUAGUGACCCGAGCUUUGCAGCUGGUCCAGUUUGACUGCAGCCCCGAGGUGUUCAAGAAGAUCAAGGAGCUCUACGAGACUCGCUACAACAAGAAGGGCUCGGAGGUGGCGCCGCCGCCGGCGCCGCCCCGUGCCGAGGCGCUGGCCCUGCACUCCUCCUACGACCGCGGCAGCGCCGUGCCCCGGACCCUGCCGGCCGCCAGCAUCGACUACCCUGCCCUCUACGGCAAAUACCUGAACGGACUGGGCAGGUUGCCCCCCAAAGUGGCCAAGCCCGAGGUUCGCUUGGUCAAGUUGCCCUUUUAUACCACGCUGGACGAGCUGUUGAAGCCCACAGAGUUAGUUCCACAGAAUAAUGAGAAGCUUCAGGAAAGUCCGUGCAUUUUUGCAUUAACACCAAGACAAGUGGAGCUGAUCAGAAAUUCCAGGGAGUUGCAACCCGGCGUGAAAUCGGUUCAGGUGGUGCUCAGAAUCUGCUACACAGACACCAGUUCCCCCCAGGAGGAUCAGUACCCUCCCAACAUCGCCGUCAAGGUGAACCACAGCUACUGCUCCGUGCCGGGCUACUACCCCUCAAACAAACCCGGGGUGGAACCCAAGAGGCCCUGCAGGCCCAUCAACCUCACCCACCUCAUGUACCUGUCGGCGGCCACCAACCGCAUCACGGUCACCUGGGGCAACUACGGCAAGAGCUACUCGGUGGGGCUGUACCUGGUGCGGCAGAUGACCUCAGCAGAGCUGCUGCAGAGGUUGAAAACCAUCGGCAUCAAACACCCGGAGCUCUGCAAAGCACUGGUGAAAGAGAAGCUCCGCCUGGACCCUGACAGUGAAAUCGCCACCACCGGGGUCCGAGUGUCCCUCAUCUGUCCGCUGGUGAAGAUGCGCCUGUCGGUGCCGUGCCGGGCCGAGACCUGUGCACACCUGCAGUGCUUUGAUGCCGUCUUCUACCUACAGAUGAAUGAGAAAAAGCCCACAUGGAUGUGCCCUGUGUGUGACAAACCUGCCCCCUACGACCAGCUCAUCAUUGAUGGGCUCCUGUCCAAGAUCCUGACAGAAUGUGAAGAUGCAGAUGAGAUCGAGUACCUGGUGGAUGGCUCCUGGUGCCCCAUCCGAGCCGAGAAGGAGCGGAGCUGCAGCCCUCAGUGCCCAAUCCUGGUUCUAGGUUCCUCGGAGGUGAACGGGCUCCUGGCCACCGCCAACGGCACCGGCGAGAACGGCAAAGCCCCGGCGGACGUGGUGGAUUUAACACUGGACAGCUCCUCCUCGGAGGAGGACGAGGAGGAGGAUGAGGAGGAGGAUGAUGAUGAUGAGGGACCCCAGCCCAAACGACGCUGCUCUUAUGAGAAAGGUUUAGUCUCUGCCUGCUGACUGCAGCCACGGCUCGGAAUUCCCAACGGACAGACUUGAAUACUCUGGUGCUUAUUAAACUGGAGGAGGGGGAGAACGUCCUCUCCCACCUCAUCUCCCUCCCUCCCUCAUCUCCUGUGACUUUCCUAUUCCAAAUUACUCAUUAAAACGAGAGAAAAAAGAAAAAAAAAAACAAAAAACGACACAAACAAAAAACAAAAACCAUUGAGCUGCUUCUUGGUUGGAAAACGACCCCACUCAGAGCCUGACCCUGAACUGGAGCCUGAAGUAAAGAAAGUGUCUUAAGCCAGGCAGGAUCCUCCCUCACCUGGAUCCCGGGAUCGGGGGAGCUCCCCUGCACACCUCCAGGACACCCACCCCUGCAUCUCCAAAGCCGUGUGCAGUUUGAUCCUCUUGUUAAUUAACCAUUCCUUAAUUAAUCUAAAGGUUUUGCUGGACGUGCCAAGCAACUGUUUGGAAACACCAUGCUUGUUUUAGUGCUUUCUGUUGGAGUUGGCCAGCUCUUCCUGUACAUAUGUUGGUUUUAUUUUUUUUCUUAUAUCCUGGUUUUUUUUCUUCUUUGUUUUGUAAAGAGAAGAGAAAAAAAAAACAAAACAAAAAAAAAAAGAAAAUUAUUUUUCUUUCCCUCAGUACACAUUCUUCAAAUUAUAGUGUUUGUUAAAUAAAAUGAAAGAUUUACAUUUAA
Messenger RNA from Haemorhous mexicanus (house finch), 2241 nucleotides. It is a transcript of the gene PIAS4, whose product is annotated as protein inhibitor of activated STAT 4. Bases 78 to 1556 code for a protein of 492 amino acids. The transcript is spliced from 12 exons. The record is from RefSeq and is a predicted model, not a curated record. NCBI's taxonomy places the organism in Eukaryota, Metazoa, Chordata, Aves, Passeriformes, Fringillidae. Gene Ontology annotation, molecular function: SUMO ligase activity; zinc ion binding; transcription coregulator activity. Gene Ontology annotation, biological process: regulation of transcription by RNA polymerase II; protein sumoylation.